Messenger RNA from Magnusiomyces paraingens, 1575 nucleotides. RefSeq lists its product as uncharacterized. Gene Ontology annotation, biological process: proteolysis. The record is from RefSeq and is a predicted model, not a curated record. Lineage: Eukaryota; Fungi; Ascomycota; Dipodascomycetes; Dipodascales; Dipodascaceae. Gene Ontology annotation, molecular function: aspartic-type endopeptidase activity. The coding region runs from base 1 to 1575 and encodes 524 amino acids. The transcript has a single exon.
AUGUUCAACACACCAGGAUCAUUACUCAUAUCUUCCCUAACUGCUAUAUCUUCUUUGGCUUGGGCUGCAGAUGUUGCAGGAACUCUACAAUUAGACUUUGCAGUCGAACGCACAUCAAGAGUUCUUAAUCACCGUUAUGGACACCUCCGUAGACGUGCUGUAGCAGGCACCGAAGAAGUCACUUUACAAAAUGAACUUACAUAUUACAAUGUUGAAAUCACACUGGGAACUCCAGCACAAUCUUUUAAUGUUCUUAUCGACACUGGCAGUUCUGAUCUCUGGGUCAUUUCUAAUCAAAACCCAUACUGCUCAUCAUCUUCAUCUUCAUCAUCAAUCUCUAGUGAUAGUACUUUUGACUGUUCAACUUCUGGAACUUUUGACUCAUCAGCAUCUUCUACUUUUAAUAAAAAUAACUCAGACUUUUAUAUCAAAUACGGAGAUGGAACAGUCUCAGAAGGCGAUUGGGCAACAGAUACCUUUUCCAUGGGUAACAUUACAAUUGACAAUAUGUCCUUUGGCCUCGGCUCUCUUACAAAUUCAACCAUUGGCAUUCUCGGCGUAGGUUACGCUGCAAACGAAGCAUCAGUAGCUAUUACAAACAAUGCUUAUACAUAUCGCAAUCUUCCAUUACGUCUUGUCGACUCAGGUUAUAUCAACACUCCUGCAUAUUCGCUUUGGCUCAAUGACCUAAAUGCUGAAACAGGAUCUAUUCUGUUUGGUGGUGUUGACCAUGCAAAAUACUCAGGUUCUCUUCAAACGGUUCCAGUGCUCAAAAGCUCUAGUUCAAAACAAUACAGCGCGUUUCUGGUUGCCCUUACUGAAAUUUCACUCUCAUCAAGUGGUGACAAUACUGUAACUACUCUUCUUAAUGAUUCCCCCAUUCAGGCUCUUCUCGAUUCGGGUACUUCGCUCAGUUAUUUCCCUCAAUCGCUAGCAAAUGAGCUCAUUGUCAACCAGCUCGAAGGUUCCUACGUCAGUUCUCUUGGUUAUUAUGUUCAAUCUUGUGAGUUGUCUGGCAACUUGACUUAUAACUUUUCUGGUGCCAACAUUGUUGUCCCGCUUUCUAGCAUUUUGCUUCCCCUGACUACAGAUUCCGGUCGUCAGGUGUAUUCCAAAGGUGGUGUACCUGUUUGCAUUAUUGGAAUUUUGCCCUUUUCGUCUUCCUUUGCGCUGCUUGGUGACACGUUUCUGCGCAAUGCCUAUGUGGUUUACGAUCUCCAAAAUAAUCAAAUCGGUCUAGCUCAAGCAAAACUCAAUGCUACCGAUUCAAAUAUUGAAGCAAUCAAAUCAACUAUUCCCUCUGCCACUCAGGCUUCUCUCUACUCAGCUACUUCUUCUGUCGCAGGCCUUGUUUCUGCUACUUAUUCUAAUAAACCCCGCACUUCUAUUAUAGAUGGCGCGUCAGGAACUAUUGCGCUGGGUUCUUCCACUGGCACUGCUACUGCCACGGCCACUUCUACUUCUACAGGCAAAUCUGCAGCAACUACUGUUUUGGCACCAUCACCAUUUUCUAUGGUGUCAUUGAUGGUAUUUUCAUUGUUAUUUUCUGCAGGCUUUUUCUGUUUUUUCAUUUAA